AGCAGGCGCUACCCGUGCUUAGUGACGAGGGCAAUGAUGCCGGGCGAUCUCCAUGUAUGCCUCGUUGCGCCUGCGCCAGACUCUCGAGCUGCGUCGUUUGUGUUCCAUCUUGGCCCAACUUACCGCUGAAUCGUUUCCGUUGCGCGACCACCAAACAAUUUCACCUCCGGCCACCGCCAUGUCGCGCUCCCUCACCACUCCCGACCUGCAGCACUACUACCACUCCACCGCCAGCAGCCCCAGUCUCCGCAGUCGCACGCCCGUCGAUGUCGACAUGAGUCGACCCGAGACGCCGACCGAUGGCGACGGCGGCCAUGUGAAGGUUGUUGUGCGCUGCAGAAAGUUCAUCAAGAGAGAAAUCGAUGCUGGCCAGCCAUGCAUCGUCCGCAUGAACCCCACGACGCAGGAGACGACCAUUCUGCCCCCCGAGAUGAGCGAGGACCAGCUGCGCAACUCACGAAAGCAGUACGAACAGAAGACUUUCACCUUCGACAAGUCCUUCUGGUCAGUCAACGACUCCGAUGCCCACUUCGCUGGUCAGAGCGAUAUCUACAACUCGUUCGGCGAAGAGUUCCUCGACCACAACUUUGAUGGCUAUCACACAUGCAUCUUCGCCUACGGCCAGACAGGAAGUGGAAAGUCUUACACCAUGAUGGGCACUCCCGAGCAACCUGGGCUGAUCCCACGCACAUGUCGAGGACUAUUCGAGCGAGUCGAAGCCGAGCAGAGCGGGAGUAUAACCUACAACGUUCAUGUCUCCUACUUCGAAAUCUACAACGAACAUGUCAAAGACUUGCUCACACCGCGCACAAACCCACCAACGUACCUGAAAAUCAGAGAGAGCAAGGGCGAAGGUGUCUUCGUACAGAACUUGACAGAUGAGAAAGUGGAAUGCUAUGAGGAUAUUGAGCGUGUCAUGAAAAUGGGCGAUUUGAACCGGACUACUGCCAGCACAAAGAUGAACGACACAUCAUCUCGAUCACACGCCGUCUUCACUUUGACGCUGAAGCAGAUUCAAGCAGACCUCUCAGACGACAGCACGAUUGAACGAGUGGCUCGCAUGCGACUCGUCGACUUGGCCGGAUCUGAGAGAGCAGGAAGGACAGAGGCUACCGGGCAACGCCUGCGAGAAGGCGGCAACAUCAACCAAUCUCUCACCACUCUCGGUCGUGUCAUUGCAGCUCUCGCAGAUCCCAAGCGUCAACGAGCUAGUCGGAUGGGCGGUCUGCAGAACCAAGCCAAGCGGAGGGCAGAGGUCGUGCCUUACAGGGACAGUGUCCUUACCUGGCUGCUCAGAGACUCCCUCGGAGGCAACAGCAAGACGGCGAUGGUCGCUUGCAUUUCACCCACUGACUAUGAAGAGACUUUGUCGACUCUGCGUUACGCUGACCAGGCCAAACGUAUCCGCACUAAAGCGCACGUCAACCAAGACGCCCGAUCUGCCGCCGAGCGGGAUGCACAAAUCAUGGAAAUGGCCGAGACUAUUAAGCAGCUGCAACUCUCUGUCAACAAUGCUGCAACACGCAAGCGCGAUGAGGCUGACCGGGCGAGGGACGAGCUCGAGGACUAUCAACGGCAAGUGGGCAAAAUGCAUCGUGCAAUGCAAGAAUCCAAAGCAGUGUCCGAUACCAAGAUUCGAGCCCUCACGCUGGAAGUCGAAGAACUACGGCCGCAGAAUGAAGCUCUACGCAUGGAGGUCGAAGCAUUGAGAAGACAUUUGGCACUUGCAGUCGGCGAGUUGAAGAACCCAAUAGUGCUGCCAGAAGCCUUUCUUGGUGGUGAGGAAGACGAUAGGUCUAUGGACGGCGACUCGGAGCACGAUAGUGGCGUGGACGACGGCACCUCAUACACGGAGGAUUAUGGCGACUUCGAACAUGAGAGCUGGCAAGCGGAUGUCGACGCGCUUCUCAACGACCUCGGCUUGUUCAAGAAGAAGGUCAUGGACGACAAGUCUCGCUUUCCUCGUCCAGACAGCAGGCCAGGCAUCGUAGCGAACUAAGGGGACUUCUGUUGCCGGAGCAUGCGACAUGACAGAAUAUGAUGGUGUUGAUGACCAGACAUGAUUGAUGGUUCAGGUAAGCGUUUUGGCGUGGAGUUUGGUGCUAGUGGCUUGCAAAGCUUGGGAACGCUCUUCUAUCGAGAACGCUUGUUCGAUUGUCGUGUCGUCAGUAGCAAAGACUUUGGACAAAUCAAAUUGGCUUUUUCGCG
Messenger RNA from Cercospora beticola, 2208 nucleotides. RefSeq names its product kinesin family protein. Gene Ontology annotation, molecular function: microtubule motor activity; ATP binding; microtubule binding. Lineage: Eukaryota; Fungi; Ascomycota; Dothideomycetes; Mycosphaerellales; Mycosphaerellaceae. The record is from RefSeq and is a predicted model, not a curated record. Gene Ontology annotation, biological process: microtubule-based movement.